AUGGAUACAACCAUCCCACCUGAGUGGACAGAACCCACACCAAUGAAUGGAAGUAACCAGUCCUCUUAUCCAUUUUGUGACAACACCGAGGUCCUGGAUUAUCUGAUCUUCAUCAUUGCACCAGUUGGACUGGCAGGAAACAUGACUGUGCUCUGGCUCCUGGGCUUCUGUAUACGCAGGAAUGCCAUUUCAGUCUACAUCCUAAACCUGGCUCUAUCUGACUUCCUCUUCCUCUGUUGCCUUAUUAUUUCUUCCCUGCUGGAUAUCAUCAAAAUUAUUCAACACCUCUCUGUCUCUAUAAUCUUAAGCAAUCUGGCAUUCCUUCCCUAUAUUGCAGGACUGAGCAUACUCAGUGCCAUUAGCACUGAGCGUUGCCUGUCAGUCCUGUGGCCAAUUUGGUACCGUUGUCACCGCCCAAGACACAUGUCACCUGUCAUGUGUGCUGUCCUCUGGUCUUUGUCUCUGAUGCUGAUCAUCCCAGAGUGGUACUACUCUGGCUUUGUGGAUCCGUUUUUUCAUGGUGAUUGGUGGAAAUAUGUUGAUUUUAUCAUUUCUGCAUGGCUGAUUAUUUUAUUUGUGAUUCUUUCUGAGUCUAGCCUGGCAUUGCUGCUCAGGAUCCUCUGUGGCUCCAGGCGGAUGCCACUGACCAGACUGUAUGUGACCAUCCUGCUAACAGUGCUGGUUUUUCUCAUCUGUGGGCUGCCUUUUGGCAUUCAUUGGUUCCUCUUAUGCUGGCUUCCAAUUCCUUUUUACACUUUUUGUUAUCUUCAUCCAAUGACAGUUGCUCUGUGCUGUGUUAACAGCUGUGCCAAUCCCAUCAUUUACUUCUUCAUUGGGUCCUUUAGGCAGCGACGACAGCAGCGGACCCUCAAGCUGCUUCUCCAGAGGGCUCUGCAGGACACUCCUGAGGAGUAA
Messenger RNA from Castor canadensis (American beaver), 915 nucleotides. Its product is annotated as mas-related G-protein coupled receptor member X1-like. Gene Ontology annotation, molecular function: G protein-coupled receptor activity. Lineage: Eukaryota; Metazoa; Chordata; Mammalia; Rodentia; Castoridae. Gene Ontology annotation, biological process: G protein-coupled receptor signaling pathway. The record is from RefSeq and is a predicted model, not a curated record. Gene Ontology annotation, cellular component: plasma membrane.